This is a messenger RNA of Cladophialophora psammophila CBS 110553, 990 nucleotides long. RefSeq lists its product as uncharacterized. NCBI's taxonomy places the organism in Eukaryota, Fungi, Ascomycota, Eurotiomycetes, Chaetothyriales, Herpotrichiellaceae. The coding region runs from base 1 to 990 and encodes 329 amino acids. The record is from RefSeq and is a predicted model, not a curated record. The transcript has a single exon.
AUGGGCUCGUAUACUCCCGUCCACGACCAAGAGGUACAUACCAUCCAUAUCCCCGAAGAAGUGCGCAGGUCAAGCAAACCAACCCUUGAACUCAUUGCCGAAGGCGCUGCCUUCUUGCACAAAGAUGGCAUCAUUGUCCUGGACAACGCCAUCGACACUGACCACCUCGAUACCUUGAACGCCAAGUUGUCGCCAGAGGCACUCGAGAUCGCCUCUGACCCUGAUCACCACUUCAACUUCGGCAAGCACACGCGCAAUAUGGACCAAGCCCCUCCUCCUACAAAAGCUCUCAUGUUCAAAGACAUAUGGUGCAACCCCUUUGCAGCAGCCAUCCUAGCGGCCGUCCUGGGCCCAAGACCAGUCAUCCACUACGCGAACGGCAAUACGGCGCUGAGGGCCCCGCCUCACGGCCGCCAGCCUGUGCAUUCGGACUGCGAGUUCGCCCAUCCGGCAUACUUCCCGUUCGCCUACGUCAUCAACAUCAACCUCGUCGACGUGACGCCCGAGAACGGCGGCACCGAGGUCUGGGUCGGCAGCCACCAUGUCUCCGUGUACGAAGCGCACAGCCGGUCGGAGGAUGAGGAGUGCGAGGAGCUCCUCACCAUCAAGCCCGAACUGUUGGAGCAGCGGCGCAAGCACUCCCCGCCCGUGCAGGUCAGCACCAAGAAGGGCAGCCUGAUCAUCCGCGACCUGCGGCUCUGGCACGCCGGCAUGCCGAACCUGACAGACGACCCGCGAAUCAUGCUGGCCUUCGUGGCGAGUCCGGCCUGGUGGCAGGGCCGGAGCAAGAUCAAGCUCCCCCUCGAGGUCAAGGAGUUGGUCGAGAGUUGGAGCGACGAGAUGGAAUAUGACGCCGACUGGGUCGACGGUGAGGUUGAUCACAAGAAGCUCAGAAGCGCCGGCGUCGAUUUCGACGGGAACAGUCACGCCUUAGAGCGGUUUAGGAAGGAACUUAGUGUCUGGCCAGACUAUCGGCCUAGAUGGUACUAA